Molecule: messenger RNA, 1330 nt
Organism: Andrographis paniculata
Lineage: Eukaryota; Viridiplantae; Streptophyta; Magnoliopsida; Lamiales; Acanthaceae
Product: protein-ribulosamine 3-kinase, chloroplastic
Exons: 9
Coding region: 253-1137 (294 amino acids)
Source: RefSeq, a predicted model, not a curated record
AAUAGGAAGAUAGAUUUCUUUGGUUUGGAGAGUACCAGGGCCAAAACAAUGGUGGGGCUCCUCUCCUCCUCCGCCUCCAUUCAUUUUCUUUCUCCGCCACCACCGUCGCCGCCGCGUCUCCGAUUAUCCUCCCGCAAAUUGAAGACGGUAGCAUUUUCCAUCACUUCCUGGUUUCGAUUUGGUCCGAUGAUGUUCUAGUGUCGAAUCCUGUCUACUUCUGCAAAUACUGAGUUGCAAUAUACAGUGGUAUCCAUGGGUGAGGAUCCAAUUCGUGAAUGGAUCUUAUCUGAAGGAAAGGCAACUCAAAUAACCAGCAUUCGAUCGAUUGGCGGCGGCUGCAUCAAUCUUGCUAAUCGAUAUGACACGGACGUUGGCUCCUUCUUUGUUAAAACAAACAGAAGUAUCGGCCCGGAGAUGUUUCAUGGCGAAGCCUUAGGCCUCAACGCCAUGUUUGCAACUCAAACCAUCCGCGUUCCCAAGCCAUUGAAGACGGGACCUUUGCCAAACGGCGGCUCAUACAUUAUCAUGGAAUUUAUCGAAUUUGGCGCAUCUAGGAUCAACAAUUCAUUGUUAGGAAGGAAGCUUGCUGAAAUGCAUAAAGCCGGGAAGUCUGAGAAAGGCUUCGGAUUUCAUAUUAAUAACACAAUCGGAAGUACUCCUCAGAUAAAUACAUGGACUUCGGAUUGGAUUGAAUUCUAUGGGACACAUAGGUUGGGAUAUCAGUUGAAGCUGGCGCGGAGACAGUAUGGCGAUUCUUUGAUUUAUGAAAAAGGGCAAAGGCUUGUGAAGAACAUGGCGCCUCUUUUCGACGGUGCUGUAAUGGAACCGUGCUUGUUGCACGGAGACUUGUGGAGCGGAAACAUUACCUAUGACAAAAACGGCGAGCCUGUCAUACUUGAUCCUGCCUGUUACUAUGGACACAAUGAGGCGGAGUUUGGGAUGUCCUGGUGCGCUGGAUUUGGAGGAUACUUCUAUGACGCCUACUUUGAGGUGAUGCCAAAACAGCCUGGUUUUGAUGAAAGGCGUGAUCUUUACAUGCUGUAUCACUACCUGAAUCACUACAACCUUUUCGGCUCCAGCUACCGUUGGUCCGCCAUGUCCAUAAUCGAUGACUAUCUUCGGAUGCUGAAUGCUUAGCUGCAGUGACGGAAUUAUGUUCCAAACUUUAGGGGGGCAAAAAUUGUAUAGUCGGUUUCGAUCGUUUAAGGUGAAUAUUAUAUUCAAAUAGACUGUUCAUUUUUAAAAAAAUUUGUGAAAAUUAAAAUUUUGUAAAAGCGUACCAACUAAAUUCUUUUUUUCUGCUUCAAUAUAUAUAUAUUUUAUUUCUCUA